AUGACGUCUAUUAAGAGAUGACGAGUUGUGUGUUUUCAUUGGCUGGGGACCCAUGAUAUGCUAGAAUUUCUCCUCAUUUUGACUUACCCUACUAGAAUACCCAGAAGACAGAGGUGGAGAACCCAACCCAACUCCGGUGAAAGUGCUUCCUUGGUGGAGUAGAAAAGGAGGAUUAAUCAAAAGCCAUUCUUGAUGUUUCUGAUUCUAUUCUUACUUUUUGGGGAAAUUGAAAAAGGAUAGACUUUUCACUUGUCUUCAGCAGAAGUUGAAUUUUGUUUGUUCAAUUAAUCGCUAAUCAAGUUCAGAUGAGCAUUGACAGAACCAGUAGCUUGUCUGAUGAAGUUCUUUGUCACAUUUCAUCAUUCCUUCCAACAGAAGAUGCAGUUCGCCCAUCCAUUCUAUCAACAAGGUGGAGGUAUCUUUAUCUUUGGAUUUCUAAUCUUGAAUUCAAAUAUAAAACAAAUGGUAAGGGAACUCUGGUUGCUUUCAUGAAUUUUGUGGAUGGAGCGUUGCUCCAAUUUAGGAGACCAUCUAUUGAUAGAUUUUGUCUUAAUAUCUGGGGAAAUGAAUCCAUUGAUCCUUUGCAUUUUGAUGGAUGGAUACAAGCUUUAUUACUGCAUUCCAUUCGAGAUCUUGAUUUAUUCAUCCAUUGGGAUCGUCGGUAUGGACUGCCAGCUGAUUUAUUUACUUGUGAGACACUAGUUGUUUUGAAAUUGCAGUUGUCCAAUUCAUUUUUACAAGUCCCAUUAAGGGUUUGUCUACCGAGCCUGAGGGUUCUUGACCUGUAUAUGUUCUAUGAAGAUGAUGAUUUUGGUGAAUGGCUCUCUUUUGGAUGCCUUGCUCUGGAGGAUUUGGUUUUCCAAGGAACAUUCUUGGGGUUUGAGUGCAAACUCAAUGUUUCAAAUGCUUCACUCAAGAGACUAACAACCGUGACUAGUAACUUUGAUGGCUCUGUUCAGAUUAUCAUUAAUGCACCAAAUCUUGUCAAUUUGAAUUACUCUGUCUAUGAAUGUAACUACAAUGUAUUUAUAAACUUGCCAUCGAUAACCAAAGCCUGGAUCAAUUUUCACUAUGUGCAUGCGGAGUGGAUUGAUCAUAUACUUGUGCAACUAGUCUAAUGAAAGGAAUAAGCAGUAUUCAUUCAC
Messenger RNA from Rubroshorea leprosula, 1145 nucleotides. Lineage: Eukaryota; Viridiplantae; Streptophyta; Magnoliopsida; Malvales; Dipterocarpaceae. The record is from the annotation of a GenBank genome assembly.